Ceutorhynchus assimilis (cabbage seed weevil) is the source of this 2967-nucleotide messenger RNA. The record is from the annotation of a GenBank genome assembly. Lineage: Eukaryota; Metazoa; Arthropoda; Insecta; Coleoptera; Curculionidae.
GGCGCUCCUGCCGUUUAAUGACAGCCUUAUGACAAAAUGGUAUCCCCUAAUGGCGGCGUGCGCAGAAAAGAUACGCGUGAGAGUUAGCCUGCUGAUUGUUUUUGUAUAUGCUGUGGUUCAUUGGUAUACCCAAACAGGUAUCCCCUCCGCAGCAGCCGCACUAGGCUUCAAGUUCGUCCUUAUGUGUUAGCAUUCCAGUUUUUGGUUAUAUAUAGUUCAUUGGGUAUACCAACCAAAGCUUGCCGAAAUCGCCUAAGAAUAAGGCCUCUAAUGUACUUUGUCUUUUUUCAAUCGCAUUAAAUAAAGAAAGAUAAAAAAACAAACAGCUGGUGAUCGGGUUGAAUGGAUCAGUUUUUUCUUAAAAAAACUCAUUAAAGUACUAAUGAAGGCAUCCUGAUUGGUCAAAAAAGCCACAUAGAUCUCAGAGUCAGAGGAUGACGAUUCGGUUUAGUUUUCCAAUUAUUUUUCUUCGUCUAGCGUCUUAGUGCUUGUCUAGUGAGUUUUAUUUCUUUUUUAAAUCGAUGAUAAACAAAUAGAAAAGACAGUUUCCCAUCAGGAUUCCAAGAAGAAAAACUAUACAAUAAGGAAGUCAUCGAAUGAAUCAAUUUUAAUUCAAAAGUUUAAACUUGCAGGAAGAGGAAGUUAAAAGUCCUUACAAAUGCUCAACAUGGCUAAACUAUGAUCAGAACCAACAUGAACAAGAAAUAUCCUCCUCCCCUGAUGCGUAUAGUGCUCUAUGGUGCCUCUGUUGCUGCUGUUGCUAAGGACAGAGUUUGACAAAAACGUCAUUAGUGCGCAACUGUCGCAUUUUCCCUUUUCAAAAGUUUGAUCGAUUCCCUACCUGAAUGUUUCUAUCAGUUUGGAAAAAUGGAGAACUUAGCAAAGCCCCAAAUAAUUUGCCACAAUCAAAAAUCCUUAGAUUACGCUAUUCACGACGUCAAAUGGAUUCCUUGCUCCGCAAAAUUUGUAGCUAUAGGAGGCAAAUCUAACGGUGCAGGUAUUGUGGAAACUUAUCAGCUAUCUGCAGAUGGCAUAGAAAAACUAGACGAAUUUUGCAAAAAGGAUCACUUCAAAUGUUGCACUUUUGAAGCGUCGAGUUUGAGGAACAGGCAUUUGGCGACUGGAGAUUUUUCGGGACGAUUACAACUCUGGGACCUAGAAGACACUCUGACACCAGUUUACAAAACCACAGUGCACACUGCUGUAAUCAAUUCAAUAGAUGGAGUGGCAGGCCAAAGCGCUAACUGUGGAGCUCCAGAAAUUGUUACUGGUUCCCGCGACGGUUGUGUAAUGGUAUGGGAUGUGCGCCAAAAAGACAUUCCAGUGGCAAAAUUCACUCCUUUAGAAGGCCAAGCAGGCAGAGACUGUUGGUGCGUGGCUUUUGGAAAUUCCUACAACGACACUGAAAGGAUAGUAGCUGCAGGAUAUGAUAAUGGAGACGUUAAAUUGUUUGACUUGAAAACUAUGAGCGUACGAUGGACGAAAUGCCUUAAAAAUGGGAUUGUCGAUUUGCAAUUUGAUCGCAAAGAUAUACCGAUGAACAAACUGGUGGCCACCACGUUGGAAUCUAAAUUUUUCUGUUUCGAUGUACGCACUCAACAUCCAAAAAAAGGCUUUGCGCAUUUAAUAGAAAAUGCGCAUGCAUCUACAAUUUGGCAAGUAAAGCAUCUGCCGCAAAAUCGAGAAAUCUUUAUGACUACCGGAGGCGGUGGAUCUUUGUGUUUAUGGAAAUAUACAUAUCCACCAAAAAGAGUAGAGAAAGACUCUGAAGGUAUCCAAUAUGGAAUAAUGGGUGAAUUACACCAAAUACAAAACAGUGGACUUUCUGAUCAACCGAUAACGGCUUUUGAUUGGUGCGUGGAUAAAUUGGGCCUUGCAGUGUGUUCAGCUUACGAUCAGACUUUAAGAGUUCUGAUAACGACCAAACUGAAUUUAUGCUAAUUACCUACUACUUGAGUCUUCAAGCUGUGGACAUAAAAAAUAAAACAGUUUUUUUUGUUUUUCUUGUGAUUGUAAUCCUUGUACAUUGUACCUACUUCACCAUUAAAAUCUUAUCAGCUAGGUAAUUAAAAAAAGUUUUGAACUAUAAUAAGCGAGUGUUGCGCUUUAUUUUAUAUCACGAUAAAUUCCAAAGGGCAGACAAAUAUUAAAUAUUUUUUACCUCUAAUAUACAGGGUGUUUGGUGCAUCGUUUGCCAAAUUUAACUGCCCGAAAGAAGGGCCAUUUGCUAACUCUUCACCCAUAAUAACUCAUCCUUAACCCCUAGGGUUUUUUUCAGUUAGAUUUUUUAAAUUUUUUUUUUAAAUCUAAAAAUUCGUCAUUUAGACUUAAAUAAAAAAUAAAAAUAAAAUUUGGAGACUAGGCCAACAACUUUUUUUUAAAUUUAAGUUUAAAUCGCGAAUUUUGAGAUUUAAAAAUCAAAAUAAGAAAAAAAACCCGUGAGGUCAAGGAUGAGUUUUUAUGGCUGAAGAGUUAGCAAAUGGCCCCCUCUUUCGGGCAGUUAAAUUUGGCAAGCGAUGCACCAUACACCCUGUAUAAAGAUUUUACUAUUUAUCAAAGUAAUUAUAAGUGAGAAAGAGAUUACUCUAAAAUAUAAAAUAUCUAAAAUUACAUAUCAAAACAACCUUUGUACAUAACUACUGUUAAAAUACAGAAUACACCGAAUCUCGCAAUUCUUGUCGAGUAUCAAAAUAUCAAACUACGGAAGUUCUUUGAAAGAACUAUCACUACAGAUGCUGUAAAAGUCACCAUCGGCACCACUUUUGACGCUAUAAAAACUCUGUGCGCUUCUCAGGCUGCUGAAUGAUGAACCGGAUGUUGAACGCACACGUUGAACAGGAUGAUGUGCUGGAACGAUAGUGUUUGGAGUUUGGUGGCUGGAAUUUGGAGGGUUGCCUUGUUUGUUGGUUAGAUCUAGAAUAUUAAGCAAAAAAAAAAAUAGAAAUAAUGUAUGCAUAUAAAAGUCCA